CGACAGCAUUUUUACAGAGCUACAUUGUCAAUGUCAAAGAUCCAAUCAAAAAAAAAAAAUAUUACGACACAAAUAAAAAUGGCGGACGACGACGAAAUAGACGUUCUUGGAGAAUUUACUUUUAACUCUUGCUUUGCUCAAAAUAGUCAAGGAAUUCCAUCUUGCUCCAACAGAGAGGAUACAGUUCAUCCACAAUGGCUUCUGGACUCUACUGCCACUAACUGGUAUGAUAUCCAGAAUAAAAAUCUGCUUAGUGGCAAAAAAAUGCAACCUGAAAAAGUGCCUAAAAGUAAAUCAAUAGACAGAGAUAACAAUAUCAUUUGUACAGAGUGGACUCGUGAUGAAAGGGACAUAUUAGUUAAGGAAAUGGAAAAAUAUGGAAGAAACAUACGCAAAAUCUCACAAACAUUGAAAACAAAGACUGAAGCUGAAAUCCAGGCAUUGAUUGAGGCUGAACAUGGGAUCAAUUUGGACACCCCCACAUUUGGUCUGGAGAAGAACGUAGAUCAUGAGGAUGUACCCGCUGUCGUUCAGGAAGAAAUUGUUACAGAUGACACUCCAAAUAUGACAAGUGCGAAAAAGACAAAGAGAAAGUACACAAAGUCGAAAAAUAGUUUACUAAAGUCAGAAAUUGCGAAUAAUAAAAGUGUUGCGAUGGACAUAGACCCUGGAGACCUGGUGUAUGAAGACGAUUUGAUGUUGGGGUCAACGGAAUCCAUAGGCUCAGAUUUAGAUUUGACCGAUAUAGUUUCUAGGAAUAUAGAGAAGUUUCAGAGAGCCAAAGCUGGUAGAAAAAUGGGCAAUCAUAGGAGAAAAACUUCUGGUUCCGAGAAAGGUAGACCUAGGAAUAAAAGUAAGGAUCUGUUAAAGUCACCUCAGGGAAGGCAGAGGAAGGACUCCAGUUUGUCGGAAGACAGUUUGAGGAGCCCAAAGAUGCAUAUUGUAUUGGGUACUGGACAUACAUUGCCUGUUUCUGAAGGGGAGCAAGUGAUAAAAAUAGAGAAGAAGAAAGACUCAGAAGAGAGUGACAUAGAGGUGGACAUAGACAGCGACAACGAGGGUGGGUCCACCAAGAAUAACUUCAGGGAGGAGAGUCAGGCGGUGAAGGCUAGUGGAGAGGAGGCGCCGAUUGCUGUGCCUCUUGAGGGCAGGAAGUUUGAACCCAUGAGGAAAAGAGCCAAGAAGAUCAUUCUGGACGGCGGCGGCGGCUACACGAUCAUGCACACUGAGACGGGCGACCUGCUGGAGCAGAGCGCGGAGCCCAAGAAGGAGCGUGUGCUCCGCAAGUCCGUGCCGCUGCUGCCGUGUCGGGUCUACAACACCGACAAGCCGGCGCCAUUCGAGGUGUACAUAUACGUGUCCGCGCUGAUCAGCAUGGACGUGCACGCGCACACGUCCCGCGCGGAGGUGAUGGGGCUGCUGGGCGGGACCUACAGCGCGGGGCUGUGGGGCUCUGCCCCCGCCGUCACCUGCAUCGGCUACCGCUGUGCCAGGGCGGCCUCCUCCUCCACACACUGCGAUAUGGAGCCUGUGUCACAGUCCGUGGCGGCCGAGAGCCUGCUAGCGCAAGGACUGUCGGUGUGCGCGUGGCACCACUCGCACCCCGCGUGCGCGUGCGCGCCGUCCGCGCUCGACCUCGCGACGCAGCGGGCGCUGCAGCGCGCGCUCGAGCGCGGGGCGCCGCUGCUGGGGCUCAUCUCCUCGCAGCGCUGGCCCGCCGGCCGCCGCGCCUCGCAGUACCGAUGCAUUCGCGUGGAAGAUGAAGACGACAUAGAACCGGAAGUGCCGACUGGCUUCCAGCUGAACGUCAAACUGGUGGCAGACAUCACGGCGGACUCUCUCCCUCUCUAUCUAGAGGAGCUGGCGGCCCUACUGCGCGAGUGCGAGCGAAACGCGUAUACUGUGGACAUGGCCCGCGACCGCUGUCCGCAGGCCAAUAUGUCGUAUUUAGAUAAAUGUAUAUCGAGCGUGUCACAUCACCUUCGUUCGGCGGGAUAUGCCGACCACGACCCAGUGGUGCCAAGACUGCUGCAAGGCAUCCGCGACAUCUUCAGAUGAUGCCCGCCGUCCUAGCUGAUGGAUCACAAACAAUGCUCAACGGUCACUGGUGCGAGACCAGCUUAGACUAUAACUAGGUUCAUAAUGCUGUAGGACAGACCAUAGUGAUUUGUAGUCAUUCCUUGGUGACCUAGACCUUGGUGCUAUUACCAUGUUCGUUGUAUGACUGUGCCGAUUUUCGUAAGGUUCUGUUUUGGUUAAAUCCUUUUUAUAAAUACCUAAACAAAUGAGGUCUAGGUUGAUAUAUUAUGAGAAUUUAAAGGAUCUAAUGAUUGAUCGGGUGUGCGCAUUCGUGUGCGUGUUUAUUACUGUUAUUAAAAAAAACCUAAUCCAUAGUAUCUGUGCAAUAUAUAUCAGUAUUACAAGAUAUAAAAGUAUAUCCAAAAUAUUUCUGUUCUUGCGGGUAAGACAACAAGUAUGUAUAUAUUGAAAAUUUAAAUGGUGUGUGUGGAAAUAAAUGACUGACAAAAUUA
Plodia interpunctella (Indianmeal moth) is the source of this 2531-nucleotide messenger RNA. RefSeq lists its product as uncharacterized. Lineage: Eukaryota; Metazoa; Arthropoda; Insecta; Lepidoptera; Pyralidae. The transcript is spliced from 10 exons. Bases 31 to 2058 code for a protein of 675 amino acids. Gene Ontology annotation, molecular function: metallopeptidase activity. The record is from RefSeq and is a predicted model, not a curated record.